This is a messenger RNA of Cyclopterus lumpus (lumpfish), 2481 nucleotides long. RefSeq names its product extracellular calcium-sensing receptor-like. Gene Ontology annotation, biological process: G protein-coupled receptor signaling pathway. Gene Ontology annotation, molecular function: G protein-coupled receptor activity. Gene Ontology annotation, cellular component: membrane. NCBI's taxonomy places the organism in Eukaryota, Metazoa, Chordata, Actinopteri, Perciformes, Cyclopteridae. The record is from RefSeq and is a predicted model, not a curated record.
AUGUUGGGGAACCCAGAGUUUCCUCUGUUAUCUAAGGAAGGAGAUAUCACUAUUGGAGGAGCUUUCUCCAUCCAUAGCCAAAUAUCAAAGCCUUCACUCUCCUUCACAAAUGCUCCAGAAUCUCUCAUAUGUUCCAGGAUACAUUUUAGAGAAUUUCGUUUUGCCCAAACAAUGAUUUUUGCCAUCCAGGAGAUCAACAAUAGCAGCUCUCUGCUGCCUAAUAUCUCAAUUGGUUAUAAGGUAUUUGACAGCUGUGGUUCAACAUUGACUUCAAUGCGUGCAGUGAUGGGUCUAAUGAAUGGGCAGGAAAGGACUUUGGGUAAAACCUGCUCAAGACAGUCAUCUGUUCAUGCCAUCAUUGGGGCCUCUGAGUCCUCCUCUACUAUUGUGAUGCUACACAUUUCAGGGAUUUUCCAAAUACCAGUGAUCAGCCACUUUGCCACUUGUGCUUGUCUAAGUAACAGAAAGGAAUAUCUCUUCUUCAGAACCAUCCCUAGUGAUUACUAUCAGAGCAGAGCCUUAGCAAAACUGGUAAAGCACUUUGGCUGGACAUGGGUAGGCGCAGGUUAGAAGUGGACCAAUGACUAUGGUAACAACGGCAUGGAAACAUUUAUCACAGCUGCAAGCCAGGAGGGGGUCUGUGUUGAGUACUCAGAGGCCAUUUCGAGGACUGACCCCAGUUGGCAGGUUGCCAGGGUGGUCAGAGUGAUCCAUAGUGGCAGUGCAAGGGUCUUAGUUGCCUUCCUCGCCCAGGGCGAGAUGGACAUUCUGCUUGAGGAAGCUCUGAAGCAGAACUUGACUGGGCUGCAGUGGGUGGGCAGUGAGUCCUGGAUUACGGCUGGUCAUCUGGCCACUGAGAGGUACUCGGGAAUCCUAACAGGGUCUCUGGGCUUCACCAUCAGAAAAACAAAGAUAGCAGGCCUGCGAGAGUUUCUUUUGAAGGUUAACCCAAGUCAAAACCCACACAAUAAUCUGCUGAGAGAGUUCUGGGAAGCCACAUUUGGUUGCAGUUUCCAAUCUAAUUUGCAGGGUCAGACUCAGUGCUCUGGCUCUGAGAGACUAGAGGACAUCAACAAUCCUUUCACAGAUGUGACAGAGCUCAGGAUAUCUAACAAUGUGUAUAAAGCUGUGUAUGCUGUGGCUCAUGCAAUGCAUAACAUGUUAAAAUGUGGACAAAAUGAUGAAGCUGUGAAUCAGUCAUGUAACUGGAAAGAUAAUGUACAGAUUAAACAGGUGGUGAAACACCUCCAAGUUGUGAAUUUCACUCUUCCAUCAGGAGAAAGAGUUAAUUUUGAUGGACAUGGAGACCCUGCAGCAACAUAUGAGCUGGUGAACUGGCAGAGAAACCAAGCAGGAGAUACUGUGUUUGUGGCUGUAGGGAGCUACGAUGCAUCUCUACCAAAAGGAAAACAGUUUAUCGUGAACGAAAUAAACACAACAUGGGCUGCUGAAUCCCCAAAGAGGCCACAGUCCGUCUGCAGUGAGAGUUGUCCUCCAGGUUUCCGGCAGGCGGUGAUUAAGGCAAAACCCAACUGUUGUUUCUCAUGCAUCACCUGUGCUGCUGGACACAUCAGCAAUUCCAGCAAUACGGGAGAAUGCUCCCGCUGUCCACUGGAGUACUGGUCAAAUGAAGAUCACAGCCAGUGUGUUCCAAAGGUGAUUGAGUUCCUAUCUUUUGGAGAAACCAUGGGCGCCCUUCUCACCGCUUUCUCAUUGUUUGGAGCAAGCUUAACACUGGUGGUGUCAUGUGUCUUUUUUUGGUUUCAUCACACACCUCUUGUGAAAGCCAGUAACUCUGAGCUGAGCUUUCUGCUGCUCUUCUCCUUGACUCUGUGUUUCCUGUGUUCUCUGACCUUCAUAGGCCGGCCCACUGAGUGGUCCUGCAUGCUGCGACACACAGCAUUUGGCAUCACCUUUGCCUUGUGCAUAUCUUGUAUCUUGGCGAAAACUUUAGCAGUGGUGAUCGCCUUUAAGGGCAAAAGGCACAACACAGUUCCUCAGUGUUCUGCUCCACUUCAGAGAACAAGUGUUCUUAGCUGUACAUUACUGCAGGUGUUAGUUUGUGUGCUGUGGUUAAUUCUCGCCCCACCAUUCCCCUACAAAAAUACAGCUUAUGCCACUGAAAGGAUAAUUCUAGAGUGUAAUUUAGGUUCACAUAUAGGUUUCUGGGCUGUGCUGGGGUAUAUAGGAAUCCUGGCUGUGCUAUGCUUUAUCCUUGCCUUUCUGGCUCGAAAGGUGCCUGAUAAUUUCAAUGAAGCUAAAUUCAUCACCUUCAGCAUGCUGAUAUUCUGUGCAGUCUGGGUUACUUUUAUCCCAGCGUAUGUCAGUUCUCCUGGGAAGUUUACUGUAGCUGUAGAGAUAUUUGCUAUUCUGGCCUCAAGCUUUGGCUUACUAUUUUGUAUAUUUGCUCCAAAAUGUUAUAUUUUACUGCUAAAACCAGAGAGAAAUACAAAAAAACAUAUGAUUGGGAGAAACCAGUAA